Tachysurus vachellii is the source of this 2377-nucleotide messenger RNA. RefSeq lists its product as uncharacterized. Bases 61 to 1728 code for a protein of 555 amino acids. The record is from RefSeq and is a predicted model, not a curated record. The transcript is spliced from 18 exons. Lineage: Eukaryota; Metazoa; Chordata; Actinopteri; Siluriformes; Bagridae.
UUAAGCUUCUAUAAUAACUGAACAUUGUUCCACUGCUGCUGCACUUUGACAGGCUGUAAAAUGGUGUCAAGUAAAGAUUUACUGAACCUCGUUUGGGCUUCAUUUGCUUUCAUUCUCUGGUUAAUCAUCAACAUGUUUCUGCUUGGUCUUAAAAUGGCUCAAUGGUUAAUAACUGCAGUGCAGCCGAUUUGGCAGCCGAUUUGGCAGCAGAUUUGGCAGCAAUUUUUGCAGCCGAUUUGGCAGCAGAUUUGGCAGCAAUUUUUGCAGCCGAUUUGGCAGUGGAUUUUGCAGCCGAUUUGGCAGUGGAUUUUGCAGCCGAUUUGGCAGUGGAUUUUGCAGCCGAUUUGGCAGUAUUUGUGGCAACAACAUUUCACUGUGCAAUGUCGCGAGUGGGUAAGAAAUGCAGUUAAUCAGUGUUUGCAGAAUCACCACCCAUCACAUUUCAGUGGGGGAUGGAUGGAUUACAUACUCGAGUUAGUCAGAGGGCCAAAAGAGCACAGGUUCCAUAUCUUGUUCACUGGGAAUGACUUGAAUUGCCACAAGGACAUUUUGAAAAGUCUUGGCAUCAAAGACGAAGGGAUCUCCAUGGAUCAGUGUGACGUCAUCAUCGCUUUCGUUCCAAUUGUGUCUCGAGCCGGAACGGACGUUCAAGCAGCUCUUCAGAUGAUACCAGAAUCCCAGCCUGCCGUUCUCGUGGUGCUUCAUCACACCUUUGAUCCGGAUUACAUUGCUCCAGACAGCAGGCGCAAUAUUGACAGGAGCAAUAUAUUCUCUGUGGACAUGCUCUUCUAUGAAAACGUGGGACUGCUGAACAGUUUCAAGAACACAAAAGCACUGGAAGAAACAACAAAGCAUUUACAAAACAUCAAGGCGAAUCGCAAUCAGAUCAUUAAUGGCUGUGCAAUGGUGGCAUUUCGAGAUUUAAUGAAACUUGUUUGGGCUUCAUUUGCUCUCAUUUUCCGCUACAUCAUCUACAUGUUCCUGCUUGGUCUUAAAAUGGCUCAAUGGUUAAUAACUGCAGUGCAGCCGAUUUGGCAGCAUUUGUGCCAACUAUAUUCCACUAUGGGAUGGAUGGAUUACAUACACGAGAAAGGCUGUACAAUGGUGGCAUUUCGAGAUUUAAUGAAACUUGUUUGGGUUUCAUUUGCUUUCAUUCUCUGGUACAUCAUCGACAUGUUCCUGCUUGGUCUUAAAAUGGCUCAAUGGUUAAUAACUGCAGUGCAGCCGAUUUGGCAGCAUUUGUGCCAACUAUAUUCCACUAUGGGAUGGAUGGAUUACAUAGUCAAGAAAGUCGGACCACCAAAAGAGUACAAGUUCCACAUCUUGGUCACUGGGAAUGACUUGAAUUGCCACAAGCACAUUUUGAAAAGUCUUGGUAUCAAAGACAAAAGGAUCUCCAUGGAUCAGUGUGACGUCAUCAUCGCUUUCGUUCCAAUUGUGUCUCGAGCUGGAACGGACAUUCAAGCAGCUCUUCAGAUGAUACCAGAAUCCCGGCCUGCUGUACUCGUGGUGCUCCAUCACACCUUUGAUUCGGAUUACAUUGCUCCAGACAGCAGGCGCAAUAUUGACAGGAGCAAUAUAUUCUCUGUGGACAUGCUCUUCUAUGAAAACGUGGGACUGCUGAACAGUUUCAAGAACACAAAAGCACUGGAAGAAACAACAAAGCAUUUACAAAACAUCAAGGCAAAUCGCAGUCAGAUCAUUAAUGGUACAGACCGUUGUAUAUAAUUUAACUUUUUCAGGUUAAGAUAUAUUCAGGUUGAACUAUAUAUCACUGUCUUUAUUCCAGUACUUACAGAUAAUAAAUAUCUCCUUACAGAAAACAUCAGUAAAACAACUGUGCAGUGAACCUCAGUGUGGUACAGUUGAAUAAAAUGAAAACUAAAAGACUUUUUAAAUCACAUGAGCCACUGUUUUAUUCACAAUAGAAGAUAGAUAACAUAACAAGUGUUUAAACAGAGAUAUUUUACACUUUUAUUCACUUAAUCAGCUCAAUUCUAAUUUGAUGCCUGCUACAGAAAAUGUUUGGGACAGGGGCAUGUUUAUACAUGGUGUAGCAACUGCAUCAGGGGUGACGUACAUUUAUACUAUAGAGUGUGUUUCAGUGUUAAUGGGAUCCAGAUAAAGUUAAUAAACCAAACCUAGCUAUAGAUUGUACUUCUGUCUAAUAUCCUAUUAGUUGUAAUAUCUUUGAAGGUGAUUAUAGCAAUUUAAUGGGAAUAUUUCUGUGUUUAGAGACAAAAUGUUAAAAAGAGUGACAAUUUUACACACACACACACACACACACACACACACACACACACACACACACACACACACACACUUACUUCUGUAGUUCUUUCUGCAAUAUUGAGAAUAAAUUGCAUGAUCAAUCCCA